CACUCGGGGGUUCCUGGAUUACUCUGUCUCCGCCGGUUACAUUAACCUCCCUCACUGUCAGCCCCCCGGCCCACCGACACCAUGGACUUCAACGUAAAGAAGUUCGCGGCCGAUGCUGGCACUUUCCUGAGCCGCGCAGUGCAGUUCACAGAAGAGAAGCUUGGCCAAGCAGAGAAGACUGAACUGGAUGCACACUUAGAGAACCUUCUUGCCAAGGCGGACAGUACAAAACUUUGGACUGAAAAAGUAAUGAAGCAGACAGAGGUCUUAUUACAGCCAAAUCCAAAUGCAAGAAUAGAAGAGUUUGUGUAUGAGAAACUUGAAAGAAAAGCACCAAGUCGCCUGAAUAAUCAAGAGCAAUUGGCUCAGUAUAUGAUUGAUGCUGGGAAUGAAUUUGGACCAGGAACAGCAUAUGGAAAUGCUCUCGUUAAAUGUGGAGAAACACAGAGAAGAAUAGGAGGGGCUCACAGAGAACUUGUGCAAACCUCCGCUAUAAACUUCCUGACUCCCCUGAGAAAUUUUAUAGAAGGAGAUUAUAAAACAAUGGCUAGAGAGAAGAAAUUGUUGCAAAAUAAAAGGCUGGAUUUGGAUGCAGCUAAGGCUCGCCUGAAAAAAGCCAGGACUGCAGAAGCAAAAGCAGCACAAGUAGACAGCCCUCUGCCUGAAGGAGAUAACAGCUUUAUGGUAAACUUGUCUUACAUGCUCAGCGUCUUGCAUGUAAAAUGGCUAAAGUCUGAACAGGAGCUCCGAAUCACUCAAAGUGAAUUUGACCGGCAGGCUGAAAUUACCAGACUUCUGUUAGAAGGAAUAAGUAGCACACAUGCACAUCAUCUUCGCUGUCUGAAUGACUUUGUGGAAGCCCAAAUGACUUAUUUUGCACAAUGUUAUCAGUACAUGCUGGACCUCCAGAAGCAGCUUGGCAGCUUCCCAUCGACGUUUGCAUCCAACAAUAAUCAGUCUUCCUUAACGCCUAUGCAAAGUGGUUCUCUUCCUUCAGUCUCUGCCGGCGCUUCAUUACCUGACAUGAGUAAUUCUAUAGUUACAUCAGGAUUCAUUGAACUGAAAGCAUCGAACGGCAGCAGAAAGGCCAGAGUUCUCUAUGAUUAUGAUGCUGCAAAUAGCAGUGAAUUGUCGCUUCUCGCGGAUGAGGUCAUAACCGUUUACAGUAUGCCUGGAAUGGAUUCUGAUUGGCUAAUGGGUGAGAGAGGAAAUCAGAAAGGAAAAGUGCCAAUUACGUACCUGGAGUUACUUAACUAAAUUGACUGAUAUUUCCCAAAAGUGCCGGUUUUUCAGAAAAAAAAAUUAUAUAUAUUUAUAUGCAAUUUAACUCCAGUAUAAGAGUCUUCCGUGUUUAUAUGUCUUAAACAAAUUUGAGCCAUAUGAAACUGGCCUCUGACUGAACUGCCAAUUCUCUUGCAUGGAACAAAAAAAUCCUUUAUUACAUACGUACAUUUUUAUGGUCUUACUCUCUCAAUUUGAAGAAAGUGGGUUUUUUUUUUCCCCUUUUCUACUGACCUUUCCUUAUUAACAAACAUUUGUCAUGAGUUAUGAAUUGGAAGUAGGGAUAUAAUUUUCUAAUGACUGUGUGGUUGGUGACCAGUUUAUUUUCUUUUCCUAUUGUUUUUCUAUGAGAAAUGUGGCUGUGUGCCAAAUCUUUUAUCUAAAGAGGUUGGAGUAGAGUGGAUUUGAAACCACGGUUAUGCUGUGGCAAACAUGCUAUUAUACCACUGCCAGAUUGUAGUUUGUGAAAAUCAGGUUUCCGUUUAAGGUUUAACAGCAGCUGUUACAUUUUUUUUUUUCAAUCAUCUGACUUUUUACAGGGUUACUACAUGACAUUUAAUUUGCAGAACUGCAACAAUUAUGAUGUACUAGACAAUUAAGGAAUAAUUUUCUAUGUUUAAGGGGACACUAUAAUCACCAGAACCACUGCAGCGUAAUGUUGUGAUUCUGGUGUCCAUAGCAUGUCCCUGCAGUGUUGGCACUGAAAGCGAUGCCUUUUGAGAGAAAAGGCAUUGUUUACAUCGCUGGCUAGUAACACCUCUAGUAGUAGUCACUCAGAUGGCUACUAAAGGUGCUUCCUACUUCAGUGCUGCACAGUGUGAAGCACUGGUGUUCAGCGUCUUCAUGCUCUGCAUGGAGACGCUGAACAUUCCCUAUAGACAUGCAUUGAUACAAAGCAUCUCUAUGAGGAGAUGUUGAUUGGUGCUUCAUAGUAUUUUGCUGCACAUGCGUAAUAGCCUUCGGCAUUGGAUUGCCUGAGAUCAUGAAGAUGGAUGAUCCAGCCAUGGAGGCGGGGUCUGCCGUAUUGAGACCAAUGCGACCUGGGAGAAAAGGUGAGUAAAAUCACACAGAGGGGCCCAUCACGUAGAUAUCUACUUCAGCACUACAGUGUCAGGAAUACAUGUUUGUAUUCCUGAAACUAUAGUGUUCUUUUAACCCAUAAUAUCAUCUGUAUGUCUUCAACAUAUCAUUUUAUUGGCCAACACCAUACUCUGUCACUUGGGAAUUUAGCUCAGUGACAAAGUAAAGUUACAUGUCUAUCUCUCCUUUACAGUCUCUUGUCUGUUGUAUAUUAGAAGCUUAAAUCUCCUGGAACUAACAUAAGGUAACGGGUAAAACAAAUAAAAAAAAUGUACCUUACAUCUUUUAGAAUGCCCUAAUUCAAAAUACUUUGUAAUGGUUACAAUGUUUCAGUCAUCUGCCAAAAGUUAUGUAUUGGGUAAGGUUAGUGUAGGUUUAAGAGUCUAAUCUAUAUAUGCGUUGGAUUGCUUGCAGGAGUAUAGAUUAAAACAUACUUACUUGAAGCUAGCUUAUGUUCCUCCAGGAUGACCGUUGCCAUUGAAAUACAAGCAUCCGCCUUAUCUCAAAUGGUCUGUGAGGCAUUGCAAAUAGUCCUGCAUGCUAGAUGCUAGAGAUCAUGACAUAGGAUGCCUACUACAUAACACAUGAAUGUUUAUUUUGCUUAGUGAAUAUAAGUGAAAAUAUGCCAGAAUGUAGUCGCAGCCAACACACACUCCAGUUUUUGUAUUGUUUUAUAAAUAUAUUUAAAUUUACUUAUAAACUAAAUAUAAAUGUAGGGAUUGAAACAACAUUGUUACAAUAUUAAGCGAAAAGAAUGCAAACGCUAUUGAAACAUGUAUAAAUGUAACUGUAAAAUAAAGAAUGAUUCCAUGGUCUUCCCACCUCCUUGUUUGUGCUAUAUUUGAUUUACAGGCAUUCAGUGUGUUUUUAUGGGAAGUGUCUUUAACUAGUCAAAAUGCCUUUCUUCUUUUGUGUAGGUGUAAGCUAGCUACUGGGUAUUAUACAGUGAUUUGUGGAAUAGCCACUGUUGAUUGAAGUUGCAUGAACACAUAUGGUUGCACAGUUCACUCAAAUUACAGUGUUGCUUAAAGGGACAUUCCAGACCCAUAGAGCACUUCAGCUUACUGACAUGCUUUAUGUGUGAAGUGUUGUUUUUUUUUUUUGUUUGUUUGUUUUGUUUCUCUUCCAUUAUACAGAAAGAGCAGAUUUCCAUCGAAACUGGGCAGUCAUAAAUUGACCUUGUUCUCAAUCAGAGAACUUCCUGAUUUAUUUAGCUCAAUGGAGCUAAACUGAAGCAGCAUGCAAUUACUUAUAGCACCAGCCUUGCUAAUGCUUCUCAUUGAGCUGCAUUGGGAAGCCACCGUAAGUCUUGGCUGGGUUUGAAGACGAGGGCUUGCAAAGGCAUCAAACAGGAGAUCUUCAGCUUUUGCAAACUGUUUCUUAGAUAUAACCCCAAUGGAAGAAAAAAAAAAUAUUUAAAUGCAUGUUUUUAUUGCAGGUAUAUCUACUAAACCAGGAUUUGUACUUUUUAUUUUUUUUUAUACUUGUGUUCCCUUUAAUUAUAUUGUUUGCUCUAUACAGUAGCUGUAAAAAAUGCUAAAAUUAUGCAUAAGACAAAUUGUACUUAAUGUGUUCUUAAAGCCGUUUCAUUUACUGAUCUGUGGAUGACUGAUUGUUUUUAUUUCUCAGAUUAAAUAAAUUCCAUUUCACCUGUG
Molecule: messenger RNA, 4016 nt
Organism: Pelobates fuscus (common spadefoot toad)
Lineage: Eukaryota; Metazoa; Chordata; Amphibia; Anura; Pelobatidae
Gene: SH3GLB1
Product: SH3 domain containing GRB2 like, endophilin B1
Exons: 10
Coding region: 82-1257 (391 amino acids)
Biological process (GO): membrane organization
Cellular component (GO): cytoplasm; membrane
Molecular function (GO): protein binding
Source: RefSeq, a predicted model, not a curated record